Messenger RNA from Cadophora gregata, 660 nucleotides. RefSeq names its product vesicle coat component (gene ERV25). Bases 1 to 660 code for a protein of 219 amino acids. Gene Ontology annotation, cellular component: endoplasmic reticulum; Golgi apparatus; endoplasmic reticulum-Golgi intermediate compartment. The record is from RefSeq and is a predicted model, not a curated record. The transcript has 4 exons. NCBI's taxonomy places the organism in Eukaryota, Fungi, Ascomycota, Leotiomycetes, Helotiales, Ploettnerulaceae. Gene Ontology annotation, biological process: Golgi organization; intracellular protein transport; endoplasmic reticulum to Golgi vesicle-mediated transport.
AUGGCAUUUUCACAACCCAUUCUGCGGACGCUUUGCAGCGUACUCUUCUUCCUGUCCUGCGUGCAGGCGCUCAAGUUCGACAUUGAGGCUUUCAGUAAAGGGGACACAAGGGGGACGAGAUGUAUUCGGAAUUUCGUUGCGAAAGACACUUUGGUUGUAGUCACGGCUACUGUGGAUGGUUCGAAGGGCGAUGGAAUGAUUCUUAAUAUGCAUAUCAAAGAUGCGGUUGGAAAUGAAUAUGGACGACCGAAGGACGUAGUGGGCGAGAAGAGAAUGGCAUUUACUUCUCACGCUGAUGCAUCAUUUGAUGUAUGCUUCGAGAACCAUUUCUCCGGCACUACUGGAGUAUCAAACCCAUACCGUCAUAUCGAACUCGACAUCGACAUUGGCGCGGAUGCCAAGGAUUGGUCUGCUGUUCAAGCAACUGAGAAGCUGAAGCCGGUCGAAACCGAAUUGAGGCGCAUGGAGGAGAUGGUUGCUGAGAUUGUCGCCGAGAUGGACUACUUACGAUCCCGCGAACAGAAGCUCAGAGAUACGAAUGAGAGCACGAAUAACAGAGUGAAGUGGUUUGCUUUUGGUACCAUGGGCAUGCUGGUAGCAUUGGGAGCGUGGCAGGUCAUUUAUUUGCGGGCGUAUUUCAGAUCAAAGCAUCUCAUCUAG